This is a messenger RNA of Anastrepha ludens (Mexican fruit fly), 3362 nucleotides long. It is a transcript of the gene ple, whose product is annotated as tyrosine 3-monooxygenase. Gene Ontology annotation, cellular component: axon; cytoplasm; perikaryon. Gene Ontology annotation, biological process: dopamine biosynthetic process from tyrosine. Gene Ontology annotation, molecular function: tyrosine 3-monooxygenase activity; iron ion binding. The record is from RefSeq and is a predicted model, not a curated record. The transcript is spliced from 7 exons. NCBI's taxonomy places the organism in Eukaryota, Metazoa, Arthropoda, Insecta, Diptera, Tephritidae. The coding region runs from base 574 to 2319 and encodes 581 amino acids.
GAUACCAAGCAUGCAUUGAUUCGCUAUCAUUCGCUCUUAAGACUUGCCACUUUGGUUAAGAAGUUAAGUAGUUUGUUAAAUAUUUAAAACGCUGUGUUUAUUGUAAUUUAUAUAAUUAGCUUUUGUGCCUGAGAGUAAAGUUUCGAAAGGAUACAAAAGUUAAAUCAAAGUAUAUCGAAAAGUUCACAAUUAUUGAAAAGUUUCGAUAGCUGGAAAUUCUACAAUUUAAAUAUACUACACAAACAAGUAUCAAGCUGAUAAGGAUAUCAAGUUGUUGAUCCUGUGAAAUACAUACUUACUUGUAUAAAAAAUUUUUUUUGUGUGAUUUCUGGAGCUGCUUAGACGUAAACACACGUUAAGCAAAACUACUUCAAAGUUUAAUUAACAGAAAAUUGGCAAGAAAAUUUGUUUUUUGAAAUAAGCAGUGAAAGUGCAUUUCGAAGGCUUAUUUUUGAGAACAGUUGUUAAAUAAAAAUAAACAAAAAAACAUUAUAAAGUUAUCAAAAAUUGCAUUUUGCAAUAAAUUUUUGAAUUUUCUUCGUAAAUUUAUAAAACAAAACAAAAACUAACAAAAUGAUGGCUGUAGCUGCUGCACAAAAGAACCGCGAAAUGUUCGCUAUCAAAAAAUCCUACAGUAUUGAGAAUGGCUAUCCAUCACGCCGCCGUUCGUUGGUGGACGAUGCACGCUUUGAGAGUCUGGUUGUUAAGCAAAAUAAACAAACUGUGCUGGAAGAAGCGCGCCAAAAGUCCAAUGACGAGUCCACUUUGGAGGAAUGCAUCCAGCAGGCAAAGGGUGCUCCCGUUGAGCAAGAAAUUGAAUUGCAAGCCGCUCAGUCGGUUGAAAAUGUGGAGAUUCCAGCUGAAGUACUCGACAUCCCAGCAGAAACCCAAAAUGAAACCGUUAGUGCCACAACGGGCUCAGCUACUCAGGGUGAAGGUGCACCGGGCAGUAACAACAGCGACAACUCAAAUGAUGCCGGUCUUACCGAGGAAGAAGUUUUUCUCGCCAAUGCCGCCUCUGAAUCGGUCGAGGCCGAGAAUGCCAUACAGAGCGCCGCACUCAUCGUACGCCUCAAGGAGGGCAUUUCCUCACUUGGACGCAUACUCAAGGCUAUCGAAACUUUCAAGGGUACCGUACAACAUGUGGAAUCACGUAUCUCUCGCGACCAAGGCGUCGAUCAUGAUGUGCUAAUCAAAGUCGAGAUGACACGUGCCAAUCUCUUGCAACUCAUUCGCUCCCUACGCCAAUCAGGCUCGUUCAAUAGCAUCAGUCUAUUGGCUGAACAUAACAUUAGCGUGAAGUCACCCUGGUUCCCCAAACAUGCCUCCGAAUUGGACAAUUGCAAUCACUUGAUGACCAAAUAUGAACCCGAUUUGGACAUGAACCAUCCCGGUUUUGCUGAUAAAGUCUACCGUCAACGUCGCAAGGAAAUUGCCGAAAUUGCUUUUGCUUACAAAUAUGGCGAUCCAAUCCCAUACAUCGAAUACUCCGAUGUGGAAGUAAAGACUUGGCGUUCGGUUCUCUUGACUGUUAUCGAUUUGUCGAAGAAGCACGCUUGCCAAGAAUAUCGUGCCGCUUUCCAGAAGUUGCGCGAUGAGGAGAUCUUCGUCGAACACCGUUUGCCACAAUUGCAAGAGAUGUCGGACUUUUUGCGUCGUAACACUGGCUUCACAUUGCGCCCCGCCGCCGGUCUGCUGACCGCACGCGAUUUUCUCGCCUCGUUGGCUUUCCGCAUUUUCCAGAGCACACAAUAUGUGCGUCACGUCAACUCACCAUACCACACACCCGAACCUGACUGCAUUCAUGAAUUGCUCGGCCAUAUGCCACUCUUAGCUGACCCCAGCUUCGCACAAUUUUCGCAGGAGAUUGGUUUGGCCUCGUUGGGUGCCUCCGAUGACGAAAUCGAAAAAUUGUCCACUGUCUACUGGUUCACCGUCGAAUUCGGUCUCUGCAAGGAACAUGGUCAGGUGAAAGCCUACGGUGCUGGUCUGCUCUCGUCCUACGGUGAACUCUUGCACGCCAUCAGCGACAAGUGCGAACAUCGUGCAUUCGAGCCAGCCUCCACUGCCGUACAGCCCUAUCAGGAUCAGGAAUACCAACCCAUCUACUAUGUGGCCGAGAGUUUCGAAGAUGCCAAAGAUAAGUUCCGUCGUUGGGUGUCGACCAUGUCGCGUCCAUUUGAGGUGCGCUUCAACCCACACACGGAACGCGUCGAAAUUCUGGACUCUGUCGACAAAUUGGACACGCUGGUGCAACAAAUGAACACCGAGAUCCUGCAUUUGACGAAUGCCAUUUCAAAGUUAAGGCGUCCAUUCUAAGUGCAUCCAUUUAGCCAUUCAAAUGAGCCCACACACACAUUGAGAUUGAUAUGUAGGUGUAUGUGUGUGUGCACGCGUGAAACCUAUGCAUGUGAAAGCAACUCAAACACACUCUAUCACCCAAGCACGUAUUUAUGUAUGUAUCGGUUUUGCCGGCAGCUGUGGCCAGCAUUUAGUUAUGCUGCGCCUCGUAACUUAAAUUGACAUGCCGCUUAAAAGUUUACCAUUUGUUUUACUAAAUGCUACCUGUCAUACUAAAUCUAAAUUUUAUUUUACAAUUAACGAAUUUUUUGAUGUUGUGGUUGAUAUUGUUUUUACACAAUAUUUACAAUUGAAGAUUUUUGUGUGUGUUACAUUUUUGCAAAAAUUUAAAUUCGAAAAAAAAAAACAGAAAAAAAUCCAAAAUUUAUUUUCGCAUGCUUAAGUGAGAUAUUAAAAAAGUGCAUAUAUGUUUGUAUAUAACCUCACGCACAAAUUUGAACAAUUUAUCUGCACCCUACAACACACCACUAUCCACAAUCCACUACCCACACCCACUCACCCAUCACCUUGUAUGUAUGUAUUUCUUAUUUAUUUUAUUUGUAUAUCACUGCAACUGUAUUGGACCAAAAAGCAAGCAUUAGUUUUUAAGCAAAUUCACAAACUCACACACCAACACAAACACGCACUCUUGCACACAAUUGUGCAUUGAUUUUGUAUUCGUAUUUGUACAUCCACAUAAAUGUGUACAUGUAUUGUAUUAUUUUUCUGAAUGUAUUAUUAUUAUAAUUUUUGGAUUAUUCCUUUUUGUUUUCGUUUGUUUAAUUGUAUGAAUACUUAAUAACUAUUUUGAUGUGAAUUGUGGAGCUUGUAUUUUGUAUUAUUGUGAAAUAUUUGCUUUUACGAGAUGUGAAAGUUUUUUUUUAUUAAAUCUUUUUAAAUAUUAUAUCUAAAUGUAACUAUUUUGUAGGUAUGUAGAAUUUAGAUUUUUGUUAUGUUAUAAGAGCGCAAAGAUAUUGAAUAUAUACACAAAGAAUAUAUAUAUAUAAAUGAAUAAAAGCAUA